Messenger RNA from Elaeis guineensis (African oil palm), 780 nucleotides. The record is from RefSeq and is a predicted model, not a curated record. NCBI's taxonomy places the organism in Eukaryota, Viridiplantae, Streptophyta, Magnoliopsida, Arecales, Arecaceae.
AACUGGCAUGUGUUCUCCCAUCUCACAUUUCUAUUUCCCAACGCACACCCUUGCUUCUUUGCUCUUCCAUCCGCUCUCCUUGCUCUCGGUCAGGGAUGCUGCCAGAUCUGGGCACUACGGCGGCCUGAUGUUCGUCGCCGACCUUGCUUACGCCGGGUCUACCUCAGAUAUUCUCCGCCGGCGCCUCACCUCGCCGGGCUGUACCACCCGUCCCUCUUUUCUCAUUGGUGAGUUUAACAUCCCCCCAUUCCCCCCUCCUCUGCACUAUAUUACGUGGAUGGAUCGUGCCAAACUCCCUCUGAAGCCCUCAGCUAGAGGCCAUGAUGAUAAAUCUUCCAGCAAGCAAUCUUUGGCCGCAGCUGAUCUUCAUAUGUGAUGGUGGGUCAAUUUGGAAACCAGAUUAAGUACUGCAUUGGUUGCAUAGCAGUACUCUUUAAACUCCCAUGUUUAUCCUCCGCAACAGUAGGUAGCAAGGCAGCUUGGAUGGUCUUCUGCUCUGCAGGCAACCUUGCUGGCACCAUUUGUUGAGAGGAUGGUGUGACUAGGUUUCUGAUGGGAUGAAAAACAUAAGUCUCAGAUGUUGAUUUCUAGCACAUGAAUCUGCCAAACCUCUGCAUGUAUUCGUGAGAUUGCAUAGUUUCUUUUAAAAUAUUAUUUCACUUUCCAUCUUAAUAUGCAUUUAUACAUACAACUUUGCUAGAUAUGUAUAUAUUUGAGUUGGACUGAUUUUUGGCUCUGUUUGAACUGUAUUGAGCCUAUUCUGCUGGCUGAAGUUUGAUC